Molecule: messenger RNA, 528 nt
Organism: Desarmillaria tabescens
Lineage: Eukaryota; Fungi; Basidiomycota; Agaricomycetes; Agaricales; Physalacriaceae
Exons: 2
Coding region: 1-528 (175 amino acids)
Source: RefSeq, a predicted model, not a curated record
AUGACCUACGACUUGGGCUCGCGGUUGCAAACCAGUCUUGCUAGUCGAACAUCGACGCUAGGGUGGAAUGCAUUCCUUGCUAUGUACCUCAGCUAUAAGUGGUACAUUCUGGCAUGGGUAUUCCAAUACUAUUCGAUGAGACGGGACUGCGAUAUGAGCUUGCGAGGAAAGCAGGCUGGUCUCGGUUUCACUUCGGCAAAGCAGGGAACGAAGCAGGUGGACGUACAGGUAGUGGGAGAUGCAGUGCAUCACCUACAGAAUGGCGCUUCCGAGUCAGAUACUCCGCCGUUAAUCGCGAUCUCGGACUCUUCAUUCUGUUUCUGGACACGCAAUCAGCCAGACUCACCCUCAACAACGAGGCAGAAUGAAGAUAGGAUUCAGUGCUGGGUGCUCAUCCAACUCACAUCAUGGCCAACGCCUUCGCGCGGUACCAUUGACUCGUCUCUUUUCUUUUUCCCUAGUUAUCCACUGAAAAGUCGCGAUCUACGGAAAUCUUCAAGCUUUGGAUGGAUGGUGGCUAUUGACUAG